AGGGUCCCGGGGGUGUCCCGGGGCUCUGGGGGGUUCCGGAGGGUCCCGGGGGUGUGCCAGUGGGCCCGGGGCUCAUGGGGGGGUACCAGGAGUGUCCCGGUGGUCCCGGGGCUCUGGGGGGUCCCGGAGGGUUCCAGAGGGUCCCAGGGGUGUUCCGGGGGUCCCGGGGCUGUGGGGAGUCCCUGGUCUCUGUGGGGGGGUCCUGGUGGGUCCCGGUGUGUUCUGGAUCUUCUGGGGAUGUCCCGGGUGUGUCCCGGGUCUGUUGGGGAUGUCCCCGGUGCAUCCCGGGUCUCUGUGGGGGUGUCCCCGGUCUGUCCCGGGUCUUUGUGGGGGUGUCCCCGGUACAUCCCGGGUCUCUGUGGGGAUGUCCCCGGUACAUCCCGGGUCUCUGUGGGGGUGUCCCCGGUGUGUCCCGGAUCCCUUGGGGGUGUCCCCGGUGCAUCCCGGAUCCCUCGGGGGUGUCCCCGGUGCAUCCCGGGUCUCUCGGGGGUGCGUCCCGGGUCUCUCGGGGGUGCGUCCCGGGGGUCUCACGCCCCGCGCCCCGCAGGCAGCCCCGUGUCCGUGGAUGCGGCGCUGGCGGCCGUGUGGGCGCUGUUCCCGCGGGGGCUCUUCGGGGACGCGCUGCCCCCGCUGCUGCUGCGGCACCAGCUCUACGACGUGGUGCGGGACCGCACGGCCGUGGACCGGCACCUGAACCGGCUGCGGGACGAGGGGCAGGUGCGGCUGCUGCACCUGGGGCUGGGCCCCGACGCACUGGGCGUGGUGAGGACGGAGCUGUACCGGGACAAGGCCCUGCAGGCCGUGGCUGGGACCCCCCGGGAGGGGCUGGUGCGGCGCUUCCUGGACGAGGCGGUGGCGGCGACGCCGGAGCUGAGCUACGACCGGGGCAGGAUGGAGAGCCUGGGCUUCGGGGACAGCGACGUCACGCAGUUGUUGGUCUCGGGGGUGCUGAUGUUCCCCCCAUGCCCCCCCAGGCAGCUGGUGGUCUCGGGGGUGCUCACGGUGCGGGACGCCGGCAGUUGGUGGUUGGCCGUGCCGGGGGUCGGGCGCUUCGUGCGGGCCCUGCUGAGGGGCCGCCGGGCCCUGCUGUCGGUGGUGCGGCGCUCGCGGCACCGGGAGGUUCCGCUGCGGGAGCUGCAGAGGGCGAAGCCCCCCCCGGGCGCCCGCCUGGGGGUCCCGUUCCUGCUGCACGACCUGCUGGGGGCGCAGGAGCUGCUCAGUGUCCCCACCCCCGCGGGUCCCCUCCUGCGAUUGGCCGAGCCCUGAGCGGACCCUUCCCAGGAUGCCCCGGGGUGGCCCAAGGGGCGUGACCCUCGUUCAGCCACGCCCAUCCCGGUGAGGGGGAGGGGCCACAUCAGCCCCCGCCCCUUCAAACGGCACCGUUGUGGGUGUGGCCCCGCCUUAGCCCCGCCCCCCCGCGGGCCGGGGGGGGUCUCCCCAUUUUGUGUGGGAGCAACAAAAGUGCAAUAAAGCAAUAAAAAUGAUAAAAGCAGUAAAAUACAUUUAUUUUUA
Molecule: messenger RNA, 1512 nt
Organism: Myiozetetes cayanensis
Lineage: Eukaryota; Metazoa; Chordata; Aves; Passeriformes; Tyrannidae
Gene: WHR1
Product: serine/threonine kinase 19
Exons: 6
Coding region: 238-1266 (342 amino acids)
Biological process (GO): positive regulation of Ras protein signal transduction; protein phosphorylation
Molecular function (GO): protein serine/threonine kinase activity
Source: RefSeq, a predicted model, not a curated record